Molecule: messenger RNA, 2389 nt
Organism: Argiope bruennichi
Lineage: Eukaryota; Metazoa; Arthropoda; Arachnida; Araneae; Araneidae
Product: cytochrome P450 3A4-like
Exons: 14
Coding region: 28-1614 (528 amino acids)
Molecular function (GO): steroid hydroxylase activity; oxidoreductase activity, acting on paired donors, with incorporation or reduction of molecular oxygen; iron ion binding
Source: RefSeq, a predicted model, not a curated record
UCCAUCCAAUUCCGCGCUCUCCAUAAGAUGCUGAACCUUCUGUAUAGUAUUUUCCCGCUAUUUUUAACUUUUUGCUUCUGGAUUUACAAGUUGAGCGUGAGAAAUCAUGACUACUUUAAGAAAAAAGGGUUGCCUUACGUUAAGCCUCAGCCAUUUCUGGGAUCAAUCUUGGAUUUUCUACAAAAGCCCGGUCAUGAAGAAGAAUUACGUCGAUAUCGUGAGUUUGGACCUGUUUAUGGUUUCUUUGAAGGAAACAAGGCAAAUCUUAGUAUAGCUGAUCCAAAUAUACUAAAAGAGAUUUUAGUGAAAAAGUUCCACGUUUUCAAUGGCAGACGAGAGCUGUUCACCGGGGACAUUGUAGUGGAUAAUAUGCUAGCUGUAAUUAGAGGAAAUGAUUGGAAGAGAAUUCGUGAUAUUGUUACUCCAACUUUCACUACAAGCAGAAUAAAAAACACGAUGAAUGUUGUCAAGAACUGCGCUGAAACUAUGAUUCAGAAUUUCCGAGUUUAUGCUGAAGAUGGAAAAUAUGUGAAUGUUAAAAGAAUUUUUGGUGCAUUCACUAUGGACGUCAUUGCCAAGUCAGCUUUUUCUACUACAAUCGAUUCGCAUAACGAUCCAGAUAAUGCAUUCGUGAAUUUUGCGAAGCGGGUCCUGAAUAUGAAGAUGAAUGCGAAAUUCAUCUGUUUUCAUGUGUUUCCAACCUUUCUGAUGAGAUUAUUGCGGAUUUGCAUCACAGAUGUAGAGGCGACGCAUGGUUUGAAGAACCGUGCUCUGGAGAUAAUGAAAACUAGGAAAAAGAACGGGCAGGUUUGCCAUGACUUUUUGCAAAUUUUAAUGGACGCUGCCAAAGAAAAUGAAGAAUCUUUGAACAAUGGAAUCGGAAGUACCAACAGCGAGGAAAACGAUAGAGACAAUAAAUUAUCUAAUAAAGAUGUUCCGAAACGUAUGACAAUGGAUGAAUUAGCCUCUCAGUCUGUGGCUUUCUUCCUAGCCGGCUACGACACCACAGCUUCUACGUUAUCGUUUGCAACCUAUCUGCUUGCCUUAAAUCAGAGUAUCCAAGACAAACUGAGAGACGAAGUGGAUACAGUGCUGGAAGAAUGCAACGGUAAAUUCUCAUAUUAUGUCAUCAAAAAUAUGAAGUACAUGGACAAUGUUUUAGCGGAAACUUUAAGACUGUAUCCACCCAUUUAUAGGUUAGAACGUCAGGCAAAUGCUGAUUGCCGACUAGAUGAUUCGGGGAUCGCCAUACGCAAGGGCAUGCUCGUCACCGUCCCUGUCUAUGCCAUGAAUAGAGAUUCUAAAUACUGGGAAGAUCCCGAGACCUUCAACCCUGACAGGUUCGAGACGACAAAUAAAAAGAAUCCUUAUUUUCUUCCAUUUGGAAGUGGUCCAAAAAAUUGCGUUGGUAUGAGAUUCGCAGAGAUAGAAAUGAAAAUUUGUCUGUUUUACUUAAUGGCCAAUUUCAAGAUUCACAGCUGCCCCAAAACCAAGGUGCCGAUAGAGUUCGACAAAGGUCUUAAUGGACUUUUACAGCCCUUAGAUAUCACACUAAGAUUGGAGAUCCGAGAAAAUCCGCCCUUAAUAGAAUUUGAAGAUGUACAGCCUAAGUGAGAUGGAAGGUAUCAGCGAUUAAUCUCUUGUAGUAAAGUUGAAAGGAUUCUGUUGAACUUUCUUAAAAACUUGAAUUUUCAUUGUAAUCUCGAUUAUGUUGAAAAAUAUUUGUUUCGCAUGGGUAAAAAUGCUUUUGUUUUUGCGAAAUUGUUUUUAUAUAACAUAUUUGUAACUUAUUAAGAAAUUUUUUAUGUGGUAUUAUUUCUGGUUUAUAUUGCCUAUGAUAUUUAAUGCUUUCAGAUAACAUUGCUGAUGUGCGGAUGCUAUUGAAAUGAUUAUUUCAAUAAUGUUCUAAUAGUUUUAACAUUCAAUAUAAUAUUUAUUGUUAUUAUUUACAGAGAUCAUAAUGAAUAUCGGCUUGUAUACAGCAUGGCUUUCUUAAAUAACAUUUAGGGCUUUCUGUACUAGAACUGAUACGGGCCAAACUAGAAACAAUCUUUAACUGUUUUUAUUGCUGUUAUUUUAGAAUACCUUAAUACUGCUUGUAGAGUUUAUUAGAUUCGUGUUUGUAUUUGAUUGUUCAUUUUCUUUUUUAUAUAAAAAUGGAAAAAUUGAAAUUUAUAUAUUUUAGUUUCAUGGUUUUUACUAUUUUAUGUUGUUGAGAGCUCGAACAUAAUCCACUUUUCCGGUUAAAUAUUUUGAUGAAUACUGACCAUCUUCAAAUAAUCUUCAGCUGUUUUUAUUGCUCUUAUUUAAGAAUAGCUUGAUAUUGCUUAUGGAAUUUAUUAGAUUCGUGUUUGUAGUUUAUUGCACUGUAUUUAUUUGCUUGGUCAUU